Molecule: messenger RNA, 716 nt
Organism: Parastagonospora nodorum SN15
Lineage: Eukaryota; Fungi; Ascomycota; Dothideomycetes; Pleosporales; Phaeosphaeriaceae
Exons: 1
Coding region: 1-543 (180 amino acids)
Source: RefSeq, a predicted model, not a curated record
AUGGCGUUCCUCCUUCGGCGACCAUUUGCCGUGACGGCGACGCUCACACAGGCUGCAACAAAAUCAACACCGAGCAUUACUGUCCGCGCCUUCCACAACACGCCACUGAAGCAGCAUCCGCACUUCUUCUCCCCAAAGGCGCCGUCGGUCGCAUCGUCGCAACAUGUCUCCAAGUUCCGCCAGGCAUUUCGCCGCUCUUACCAGCAGGCUGCGUACAACCCCGCCGCGCAGGGCGAUCUGCGCCAGCGGCUGAUGUAUGGAGCUGGCAUCUUUGGCGCAACUCUCCUCGGCAUCAACUUCAUCUUCAACCGCGAGACCCGCGACGAUGGCGGCAUGCCGCCGUUCGAGCGCGCAUACCUCAACGACACCUUCAUGCACACUGGGCUUGGUGUAGGAAUCAUCGGCAUUGCGGCGCGCACUCUACACAUGAACGGCUGGAGUUUCCGCUUGAUGAGCGCGAACCCGUGGCUCGUCCUGGGAGUUGGCCUUGUGGGCAGCAUCGGGACCAUGUACGGAACCAUGGCAACAAACCCAAGGAAGUGAGUUGAAUCGCAUCCGUCUCUAGUAACGGCACGCUACGUACGGCCCACAUCCAAAAGAGUGGCAGGUUCACAAGGUUUCUCGAGGAUGUUGCAGCGCUUUUCAUAGGCACGUAGUACAAAUUAUGGGGUAAGAAAAGGUGUAAAUUGUAACUUAGACCAAUCGUUAUUCGUUCU